This is a messenger RNA of Nematostella vectensis (starlet sea anemone), 2240 nucleotides long. Its product is annotated as organic cation transporter protein. Bases 219 to 1823 code for a protein of 534 amino acids. Gene Ontology annotation, biological process: transmembrane transport. Gene Ontology annotation, cellular component: membrane. NCBI's taxonomy places the organism in Eukaryota, Metazoa, Cnidaria, Anthozoa, Actiniaria, Edwardsiidae. The transcript has 10 exons. Gene Ontology annotation, molecular function: transmembrane transporter activity. The record is from RefSeq and is a predicted model, not a curated record.
UCCGAGCUAAAUCAUUUUCCCUGGCCGCUAUCCAUUUUUUAAAACGAGUAAGCAGCGAUUUGAAUCCUUGACCGCCGCCGUUGGACAAUUAGCUACGCUCGGCUGAACACGGGAGCGAAGCAAACAACUUAUAGCACGAGGUUGUCACCGGCGCAUUCGAUACGGAUAUCAUAAUUUUUCGUGGUCUAAAAUUCAGAACUAUCAGUUUUCGAAGCAAGAUGGCAGACGAAAACUGCGCUGAGCCGCUGACCACACAAAAGCGCCAUUGUCACUACGAUGAUGUGUUCAAGCACAUCCGGUCAUUUGGUCGUGUGCAAAUUCUGCUCUAUUUGUCAAUGUCCUUUCUUGUCACCUUGAUGGCAAUGCAGUAUGGGUUACUGGUGUUUGCCAUGGGACCGCCAAGAUUCUACUGCGCAGACGUGAACAGCACGUGUCCAGAAGAUAAUGUGUGUUGCGCUAACUGUACGACGUACGCUUACGAGGAAGGCCAGUUCACCUCCACUGUCACUGAGUGGGAUCUGCUGUGCGACCGCGCCUACCUGGCGGCCACCAUUCAAUCUUGCUACUUCGCUGGGAUGUUCUUUGGCGCCAUCACUGGUGGAUGGUUGUCUGACAACUUUGGCCGGAAACCUACCAUGUUCAUUGGAGUAGGAGUAAUGGCUCUGGUCUCUCUCGGGUCUUCCUUCUCCGACGCCAUCUCGCUGCUCUCGCUGCUUCGUUUCGUCAUCGGCUUCUUCCAGAUGGUUCUGAAUGUGACAUAUUUUGUGUACGCCAUCGAGAUCUUGGGCCCGAAGUACCGCACCCUUGGAGGGCAGCUGUGCUCUCUUUUCUGGUUAUUUGGCUACUCGACAACAGCGGUGUUCGCGUUUUUCAUCAGAGACUGGAGAAUGCUGAUAGUCGCCGUGAGCAUCCCAGGGUUGCUCUUUGUUCUCCUGUGGAAGAUUUUCCCCGCCUCCCCUCGGUGGCUUAUCGCGCACAACCGGUUGGACGAAGCGCAUUCUAUCUUGCUCAAAUUUGGUAGCAGAGACUCUAAACCUAUCGACGAGCAAGCGCUCAGAGAACUAAUUGAAGACGUUAGAAGAGACCAACUGGAACGGCACAAGAUGGACGACAAGAGAUACACGAUGAUGGACCUCGUGCGAACACCGAAACUCAGGAAGAGAUCAUUCAUCUUGUUUUAUACUUGGGUGGUGUGUGCCAUUGUUCACUUCGGAUUCUUCCUCUACGUAACGAGCCUGACCGGAAACCUGUACAGCAACUACGUCAUCAUGAACGUAAUCACCUUCCCUAAAGCGCUCGGCUUCAUUUACGUCAUGAACAAGUUUGGACGUCGCAUUCCCUACAGCGCGUGCAUGUUUUUGUCUGCUUUAUUCUGCCUCCUCAUCCUCGCCAUACCAAAAGACUAUUUCUUGACCAUAACAGUCUUCGCCAUGCUUGGAAAGUCCUUCAUGAGCGCCCAGUUUCUCAAUGCAUUCCUCUACGGCACGGAGCUCUUCCCGACUGUCGUCAGAUCUAACGCUAUCGGUUGUGGUACGAUGACGUCACGGCUUGGUGGAAUGUUGACACCGUACAUCGCAAUGCUGGGCCAAUUACCAAACUAUGGCGUAUACGUCCCUGCUACCAUAUUUGGUGUUUUGACGCUUGUUGGGGCGAUCAUGUCGCUAUGGUUACCAGAGACGCUGUUCGCUAAGUUAUCACAGACAGUGGAGGAAGCCGAGGCGGCCAAAGAGGACUUCUCCAUCAUCUGCUGGGGACAUCACAAGAGACGCAAGCGAGAGGCGGAAGACCUAGGCGAUGAUUACAUCAAGGAUACUGAGAUAUGAGCUUCCAGUGUCAUCGUGUAAAUAACCAGCUGACACUUCUCGUAAAAACGAUCGUUUUAGAGGGGGUGCAUGAUCUGGCACUAUCCCGAAGGGGAGGGGCGCCAAUAUAAAUCAUAUGAUUAGAUGUCAAAUUAUGGAUUUUAACUCACAUAAUUUCUUAUAACAUUUCAGGAGGUACCUUCCCCCCUACCACAUAUAAAAGCUUUCAGGGCAUGCUUGGACAUUUUUUUUUAGUUUAAUCGUUAUACGGCUAUACGUGGAUUUUGUAUUCAUUCGUUUUGUUUUUCCUUGAAAAAUAGGCAAAGAGUGUUCAUUUAGUGUAAUAUAUAUGAUAAGUGUUGCGGUUAUUGUGUCAUAACCAUUUCCAAGAACAACAACAUAAUGUUACAUACUUCUUCCAUACACGAUAUCCACGGG